Brachypodium distachyon (stiff brome) is the source of this 1474-nucleotide messenger RNA. Its product is annotated as peroxidase 12. Gene Ontology annotation, biological process: hydrogen peroxide catabolic process; response to oxidative stress. The transcript has 2 exons. Lineage: Eukaryota; Viridiplantae; Streptophyta; Magnoliopsida; Poales; Poaceae. Gene Ontology annotation, molecular function: peroxidase activity; heme binding. The record is from RefSeq and is a predicted model, not a curated record. The coding region runs from base 189 to 1217 and encodes 342 amino acids.
CACACAUGGUGUCACUUAUUUAGUCUCUGCGUCGACUUGUCUAUGGAUCGGAUCGAGCUGAGCUUGGCUUGGCCACAGUUUUUGCCGCUUAUAAAUACCAAGAUCGAGCUAGCUUAGCUUCAUCGUGGAAGCCACACGACACUUGGGUCGGUGAUUGAUCAAGUAGCUAGCUACUCUCGUAUAUAUCCAUGGCGUCGUCUAGAGCGGCCGUCGUCGUCUUCCUCCUGGCGCUCUCCUCCUCCCUCGGCGCCAGCGCCGCUCCGGUGGCCCCCGGGCUGUCGUGGGGGUUCCACGACACGUCGUGCCCGGACCUGGACCACAUCGUGAAGUACCACGUCGGCGAGGCCUUCCGGCGCGACGUGGGCAUCGCGCCGGCGCUCGUCCGCAUCCUCUUCCAUGACUGCUUCCCGCAGGGCUGCGACGCCUCCGUGCUCCUCAACGGGACCGGCAGCGAGCUCCUCGAGGUCCCCAACCAGACGCUCCGCCCCACGGCGCUCAAGCUCAUCGACGACAUCCGUGCCGCCGUCCACCGCUUCUGCGGCCCCGUCGUCUCCUGCGCCGACAUCACCGCCCUCGCCACCCGUGACGCCCUCGUCGCCGCUGGCGGGCCGACAUACGAGAUACCGCUAGGCCGGCGUGACGGACUAGCCCCAGCGUCCAAGGCCCUCGUCGGAACCCUACCGGCCCCCUUCUUCGACGUGCCGACCCUCAUCAAAUCCUUCAAGGACCGCAACCUCACGACCGCCGACCUCGUCUCCCUCUCCGGCGCGCACACCAUCGGCCACUCCCACUGCCCGUCCUUCAACGACCGCUUCCCUCCCUCCGCGGACCCGACGAUCGACCCGGACUUCUCCAAGAAACUCCAAGCCAAGUGCGCCGCCGACGUCCCCUCCGGCACCGUAACGCAGGUCAACGACGUGCGCACGCCGGACGUGUUCGACAACAAGUACUACUUCGACCUCAUCGCCAGGCAAGGGCUGUUCAAGUCGGACCAGGGCCUCAUCGACCAUGCCGACACCAAGCGCAUGGCCACACGGUUCGCGCUCAACCAGGGCGCCUUCUUCGAGCAGUUUGCGGCGUCCAUGGUGAAGAUGAGCAAUAUGGACGUGCUUACGGGCACCCAGGGCGAGAUCAGGCUCAUCAGUUGCUCUGUGCCGAACAACCGUGUCUCUGGUGUCCAGACUGCCGACGAUGAGGGCCUCGUUGCUGAGAUGUAGUUCAGUGGUUAAUUUUUAGUUCUGGAUCGAUCCGUGAGUGCUCGUGAUUUGGAUUGGUGUCGUUGUCAAUCACGUGUUAGUUUUGGCUGUGGGGUUAAAUGGGGAUCGAUGCAUGUGUGUGCUUGUGUUGUGGAGUUGUACUGUAGUAAAGUCACAAGACGAUCAACCGACAGUUGUAUGUCGUCGUCAGUAAUACAUCGAUCUGACUCAAUAAACCUAUGAGACCAGAAAUGCUAUAUAUCUACCCUGUCUCGAUC